CAUGCGUAGGGCUUCGUACAAUAUCGCCCGACGAGGCCUCCAACAGCGUCAGCGUCGCAAGAUCUCGACUGACGUCCUCAGCCCACCCGCUCAAAUAACUACUCUUCCCAAUCGUAUCCGUGUCGCGACAGAGUCAACACCUGGCCAUUUCGCCUCGGUGGGACUCUAUGUGGACGCAGGUUCCCGGUAUGAGACCCCAUCGACCUCGGGUGUGAGCCAUUUCUUGGAUAGGAUGGCAUUUAAGUCUACCAAGUCCAUGUCGGACGAGCAAAUGUCCAUGUCCAUCAAUGCUCUGGGCGGUCAGAUCAUGUGCUCUUCCUCACGCGAGACAAUCAUGUACCAGUCAUCUCACUUCACCCAGGCAACACCACUUGCGCUUUCCCUCAUUGCCGACACGGUUUUGAAUCCGUCUUUCCUUCCUGAAGAGUUGGCAGCGCAACGAGACGCUGCAGAAUACGAGAUCCGAGAGAUCAAUGCCAAACCGGAGAUGAUCCUUCCCGAGAUUCUGCAUGAGGUUGCAUAUGGUGGUCAGACGCUUGGCAACCCACUUCUAUGUCCACCAGAGCGGAUAGACUUGAUUGACAAACCUUUGAUGCGACAAUUUAUCGAGGACUGGUAUAGGCCUGAACGAAUGGUCAUCGCAGGAGCUGGCGUUUCACAUGAGGAGCUUGUCGAACUCGCCGACAAACACUUCUCUUCGUUAAAAUAUACACCCAUAGGGACACCUCAGCCCUCAGGACCUCGGAUGAAUGGUGCUGUUCAGCAGCCGACACAUCUACUCGGCUCCUCUUCACCAUCUUUGAUGAAGUCACUAACUCGCGCGGCGUCGUCAUACCUCUAUCCACCUCUCUCUUCAGCUGGAUCACUAAAUUCCGCAAAUUCAACAUAUACUGGGGGGUACCGCUUCAUUCAUGACCCCAAUGCGGAGUUCAAUCAUAUCUAUAUCGCCUUUGAAGGUGUGGGCAUUCACGACGAAGACGUGUACGAUUUGGCGACUAUGCAAAUUCUACUAGGGGGCGGUGGGAGUUUCUCGGCUGGCGGACCCGGGAAGGGCAUGUAUUCUCGACUAUACACGCACAUCCUCAAUCACCACCCGCAAGUCGAUCACUGCGCUUCAUUCCAUCACAUUUACACGGACUCGUCGCUCUUCGGACUGUUCGCGUCCUUCGUGCCUGCCCCAGCCGGCAGCCGAGGCAACUCACCUACCCAGAUAAUGCCCCAUCUGGUUCAUCAGCUGAGCCUGCUGCUCUAUCGCCCAGUGUCAAUUUCAGAGCUGAAUAGAGCCAAGAACCAGUUGAAAUCCAGUUUGGUCAUGGCUCUUGAGAGCAGGGCAGUCGAAGUCGAAGAUCUUGGGCGUCAGCUUCUCGUGCACAAUCGUAAGGUCCCAGUCAGCGAGAUGUGCGAUAAAAUAGACGAGGUCACUACCGAGUCACUUCAAAAGGUGGCCAAUCGCAUAUUCAGUCCGGAAUUUGGGAACAAGCCUACUGUUGUGACUAUGGGUCAUGAGGAUGUCAAGGAUCCGGGAAGGGUCUUCAAGACCUAUGAUGUUGGAUCUGUUUAGACUCUCCGGUGCACAUAUCUAUAUCUUAUCCUCGUUCAUUAAUCCCACUCUUCACCAAGGCGGUGUCGCUCCAGAAUGUAAUCUGGCCUCUUAUAACACAUCUCACAGCAUACACAUCGGCGAUUACAACAGGGAAGCCAGGAGUGUCCUUACAUAUAACUUAGCCUUUCUUUGUCCAUCUAGAAUCCCGCCGGGUAGCCAAGUAGAUGUGUCCAUCUACCUGAGCUCUGUGCAUCCAUGCGCUCUGUUGCAAGGGCAAUAGAUUCGUAAUCUGUUCCCAGUUCGUGUAUGUUAGAUGUGGGCGUUCUUUAGACUGCAUGUGGUAGACAUACAAGGAAUCGUUCGCCCUC
Molecule: messenger RNA, 1911 nt
Organism: Heterobasidion irregulare TC 32-1
Lineage: Eukaryota; Fungi; Basidiomycota; Agaricomycetes; Russulales; Bondarzewiaceae
Product: Metallo peptidase M16B
Exons: 4
Cellular component (GO): mitochondrion
Molecular function (GO): metal ion binding; metalloendopeptidase activity
Source: RefSeq, a predicted model, not a curated record